AGCUUAUUGAAUUAGUAGAUAGAAAGUACAAUAUUAAAUCAUUAAACACGAACAACAGCACUUGCGACGAAGCAAUCAUCAGAAUCAUACACACAGAAGAGCGCCCCUAACCGACAGAGAAAAUUCAAAAUACGCCGCAGCCACAUUAACAGAGGCUCUGCGUGCAUCUCCACAGGCCAAACCCUGCGAAAACCUGCUUUCCUGUUUGUUUGAUAUUGUUUAUAGAUUGAUUAUUCUGCGAUAGAACAGAAGAGCUCGAGGAUCUAGAGAACGACCUCUAUAUAACCCUCGACUCGCUGCCUGUCCCCUUGCAUCACAUCACAUCACCUCCCCCUUCGCUCGCUCACACGCUCCCCACCUCCACCCGCCCCUUGCAUCGCGUUCACCUUCCGUUUCCCACCACAAUUUACAAACGUUGUCAUGCACUCGUCGGCGUCGACGGUCGACCUACUCAAAGGGAUGAAGGGGAUGAAAAAGCAGCCGCAUGGCGAGAACUCACACCCCGAGAAGGAUAAAGUGCGAAUCCAGAUUCUGCGAAGUGAGAUCGCCCAACGAAGUCUGGAACUAAUGAGUCUCGAGUCGAUCGCAAAGCAACUGCCAAAGGCCACCCUCCCGCCUCUCGGCCGGUCCACCUCUCCCGAAUCCCUCUCAGACUCCCCUAUCAGCAGCUCGUCAAACUCUCCCACUCUUCUCAGCUCACCCGACCUCAACGAUGGUGAACAGCAGGGAUUGCCACAGACCGGUGCUUCCAGCAACAACAAGCAGCAGCAACGGAUGUCGUACCAGUUCAGCCCGGAGGAGUACCGGAUCUGCUAUGAGCACGCAAUGAGCGGAAGCACACAGCAGCAGCAACAGAUGACGGUCAGCAAUACAAGCACGACUCGUGCAAUCGAGCAUUUACAUAGCAUCAUAGACUCGCUAGAGCGAGACCGGAGUCUGCAAGCAGAAAGAGCUAAGGAGGAGCGGCAACGGCGGGAAGCAAUCUCGCGCAAGUUUGAGUCACAUAUGGAGCAAUUCCAGCGUAUACGGCAUGAGAACGAUAUGUUUAAUAAGAUCCUGGACCGGAGAGACCGCAAGAUUGCCGAGCUGGAGACGAAAGCGCAGAGUGAGAGUAAGAUACGUCAGGAGAGAGAGCAAGAGCUGAAGGAGGUUAGCGGCCGCAUUCGCGAGCUGGAGCGGGAGGUGGCAAAGGAAAAAGAGAUGAGAGCAAAGGAAGAGGAAAAGAGAUUGCAGGCCGAGGCGAGCUACGAGACGCUGGCGUCUAGCACGAAGGCCAUUAAUACUCGACUCCGAGAGGACGUCAAUGGUCUCAAGAGUGAGGUGCAGAAGAUUGCGGAAACACGAGCACAAGAUCAAUUGAAAAUAAGGUCGCUCAGUGACAAUCUCUCAGAGAUGUCUGCAGAGAAGGCGAAGCUGAUUGAGGCUCAUGAGGCAAUUCAACUUGUGCACACCGAGAAGCUCACGACUAUGAAGCAGCAAAUGAGUGAGAUGCAGGAGAAGGUCAACAAGAGUGUGUCAAACGACGAACAGCUUUUAAAGCAGGUGAAAGCAGAGCUGGAGAAGAUGCGGUGGAUGGGCCGAAAUUCAGCUAGCGGAGGCGAGGAUAUAUCAGCAUAGGUGUAGAGGACAGCUUCAUUCAUAGAUUUCCAUCUUUUCUUCAGUGUGUCAUAGUUCAUAGUUUUCAGUCUUCUUUAAGGUAAUAAUCGGCCAAUAAACUGCUUUUCAAGGAUCAAUCACUCAUUAGAUGCCCCGAAC
This is a messenger RNA of Myxozyma melibiosi, 1755 nucleotides long. RefSeq lists its product as uncharacterized. The record is from RefSeq and is a predicted model, not a curated record. NCBI's taxonomy places the organism in Eukaryota, Fungi, Ascomycota, Lipomycetes, Lipomycetales, Lipomycetaceae. The coding region runs from base 421 to 1617 and encodes 398 amino acids. The transcript is spliced from 2 exons. Gene Ontology annotation, biological process: endoplasmic reticulum inheritance; mRNA transport.